Messenger RNA from Iphiclides podalirius (scarce swallowtail), 1029 nucleotides. NCBI's taxonomy places the organism in Eukaryota, Metazoa, Arthropoda, Insecta, Lepidoptera, Papilionidae. The record is from the annotation of a GenBank genome assembly.
AUGUUACUUAAAUUUAGCUGUGAUUUCAAUAUUCUAUUAGUGGCCCUCUGUUUUUGUAUUUAUAUACGUUCAUGCAUCUGCUUUUUGGGUGGAAAUUGUGUGACUCCUCCCUUAGACUGCCCUAACGAAAAUGUGACAUUUUGGUUGUAUACCAGAGCGAACAGUGAUAAACCACAUCAGUUGAAAAUUACGGAACCAGCAUCGAUUGACAUGGCACCCUGGGUCCCUGGUGCUCCGAUAAAAAUAUUAAUACACGGUUACACAGGCUAUAAAGACUAUUCGCCGAAUACGGAAAUAAGACCAGCGUAUUUAGAAUGCUGCGAUUAUAACAUUAUCGCAAUAGAUUACAACCCUCUCGCACUGGAACCAUGUUAUGUGCAGGCCGCGUUUAACACAGAACUAACUGGGAAGUGUUCUGCCCAACUGAUUGACAAUAUGGUCUCUAACCACAGUAUUGAACUGUCCAGGAUUCACGUCAUUGGAUUCAGUCUUGGGGCGCACGUCGCUGGAUUUAUAGCCAAUUAUUUGAAAUCGGGCAAAUUAGAACGCAUCACUGGACUCGAUCCGGCAUUGCCUUUAUUUGCUACGGCCGACACAACAAGGAAACUCGACCCAAGCGAUGCGAAAUUCGUGGACGUCGCUCAUACCAACGCGUUGCAAAAGGGUAAACUUGAAAUAAGCGGACACGCCGAUUUCUUCCCAAAUGGUGGUAUGCAACAGCCUGGUUGUAAGGCGGAUGAAAACUUCACAAAAUCUGGAUGUGAGCAUGCAAGAGCUCCUGCAUAUUAUGCUGAAUCGAUAAUUACUAAGUUAGGUUUUUAUGGGAAAAAAUGUUACUCGUGGAUAGCCUAUAUGAUUGGUUGGUGCGAGCUACUCAGCUCUGAUGAAGACAUCUUGUUCGGAGAGUACACACCGAAAACUGCAUCUGGUACAUUUUUCUUCACCACAAAUUCGGAACCACCAUACGCUAAAGGCUUGAUCAAAAAUAAGUUUUACGAUGAUCAAGAUGACAUUGAAUGCGGGUUCCAA